Messenger RNA from Ophidiomyces ophidiicola, 468 nucleotides. RefSeq names its product D-tyrosyl-tRNA(Tyr) deacylase (gene DTD1). NCBI's taxonomy places the organism in Eukaryota, Fungi, Ascomycota, Eurotiomycetes, Onygenales, Onygenaceae. The coding region runs from base 1 to 468 and encodes 155 amino acids. Gene Ontology annotation, biological process: tRNA metabolic process. Gene Ontology annotation, cellular component: cytoplasm. Gene Ontology annotation, molecular function: D-tyrosyl-tRNA(Tyr) deacylase activity. The transcript is spliced from 5 exons. The record is from RefSeq and is a predicted model, not a curated record.
AUGAAAGCGAUCCUACAACGGGUCUCUUCUGCCUCAGUCACUGUUGAUAACAAUCUGAUAUCCUCAAUUGGACGUGGAGUUCUGGUCCUAGCGGCAGUCGGGCCCCAUGACACUGAAAAAGAUGCUGAGUCUCUUGCUGCCAAAGUGCUGAAGCUCAAAAUGUGGCCCGACGACUCUGGUACAAAUUGGAAGAAAAGUGUACAGGAUAUUCAGGGUGAAGUUCUUUGUGUGUCCCAAUUUACGUUGCUCGCUAAGGUAAAGAAGGGAAAUAAGCCGGAUUUCCACGGUGCUGCUGAUGCGGUCAAAGCGAAGGAGCUCUAUGACCAUUUCUACUCCAAAAUUGGACAGAUUUACGACCCUCAGCGGGUUCGAAAUGGCGUGUUCCAAGCCAUGAUGGAAGUUGGUCUCGUAAACGAUGGACCUGUCACCUUGGAAAUUAACACUAGCCCUUCCAAAGCGGAAGAGUGA